AUCAAGUAGUGAAAUUAAAAAUCAACAGUCUCGUAUACGUAUAUAUAAUUCGGUGAGUUGCAGUCUUGACAUUCACACAAUGAGACAGUCUACACUUUAAUAAAGUCGUCUUUGAAAACAUCUUGGUUAAAAGGACAGGAUAUUUUGUACCGUUUCAUUUUACUAUUUAAGAAAUAUAUUAAGAACAGCAACAUUCAUUUCAAUGCAAAGUUGCCGAGUGCUAAUUCCGUAGAAAAGCUUGUGAAACUUGAUUAAGUAAACUAAAUUGUGAACAUUGCUUGCAUGCACAACCAACCCGGUGAGACUGCCUGGUUGAUAAGUCACGUUAAAAAGUUUGCCAAAUCUCGUGAUUGUAACUGUUUAGAUUUUUGGCCUUAUUCCAGAAAAGAAACGGCUCCAAAAUCUCUGGCAAGACUUGUUGUUCGCGUUUUCAGUUUUAGCCGGAGAAGGAAAAAGGUGGUAAAGUAAAGGUCACCGUGAAGGGAAAGUUGUUGAAGCUGGGCGAAAAAUUUGCGGUGUGGGUUGAAGAGCGAUUCCUCACAAAAUUGUGCAAUUACUUUCUUUCAGCCAUGAAUCACGAGUGAGUAACUUGACAUUAUCGGUCGAUGCCUUUUGAGCCGACAUGGUCAAAGUGUUUACAUGAAUGAUUUUCUAUACAAAAAUCCUCCCCAACUUGACAAAAUGUUAAGGGUGAAGUAAUCCGUAGCCGGUGCGUGGGUGGGUGGGAAAAAAGAUAUAAAUAUUGACGAUUUCUGCUAAAAAAGGAAGAUUUUAUCUUUUUUGUGUCACCUUUAAUACUGCAAGUGCCAUUUUCUCAUAGUUAGUGCUUCCCAGAAAGAUUAAUAAUAAAGAUGGAAAUGCUGGAAAAGUUUGACAAAUCGUUUGGCGAUGUGCGAAAGUUUUUAUAUCUCGUUCAACCGGAGGAGUGUACCUUUGAAAAAAUUCAAGAUGUCCCAAACUACUUUUCAGAGGUUUUCCCACUUUUUAUUGGUCUCGUGUGCGCGGAAUAUGUUGCUCUCGCCAUGAAAAGAGAAAGUCCUCGACUUGCCGAAAGUCUCAACUCUUUAGCGCACGGAAUUUUAUCAGAGACAUUCAAGAUUUUGACGAUGGGUAUAGAAAUUUCCUUGUACAUUUUUAUUCAUCGCAACUACAAAAUAAUUGAUCUCCCUUGGGAUAACCCGCUAACCUGGUAUCUUGCCUUGUUAGGGGUUGAUUUCGCGUAUUACUGGGCCCACAGAGCGUCACAUGAGGUAAAUUUUUUAUGGGCUCAACAUCAAAUUCAUCACAGCAGUGAGGAUUUUAACAUCGCAGUUGCCGUCAGACACCCGAUAACCCACGGUUGGAUCAAUUCGUUUUUCUACCUGCCUCUCGCCCUCCUCAUCCCACCACCUCAUUGCCUUGCCCACCAGCAAUUCUCAAAUCUCUACCAAGGCUGGCUGCACACCUCCCUCGUCGGCACGUUGGGCCCUUUGGAGUUCAUCUUUAACACACCCUCCCACCACAAAGUGCACCACGGUUGUAAUCUCUACGUGCUCGACAAAAACUUCGGCGGCCUACUGAUAAUCUGGGACCGAAUAUUUGGGACAUUUCAAGCCGCGAGGGAAGAUGAAGAACUAGUCUAUGGAAUCGUGUUUCAACACGAGUCCCAUAAUCCCGUCUGGCAAAUGUACUACCGGUGGCCUGCGUUGUUUCGUUGGAGCAGAAUGCAAUCCACUUGGGCAGAUGCUUUCCGAGCGGUGUUCUACGGUCCUAGCUGGCGACCAGGUUCACCCAGGACGGGGGCUGACGUUGAUAAAGUAGAUAUAAAGCCACGACCAAAAUUUGUAAUCAUGCUGCCCAAAUGGUUGCAGGCUUAUAUUCUGUUACAUUUCUUCAUGGUUUGUCUCGUCUUUCAGGAGUUUGCUUUGAAAAAAGGGACAUUGGACGAGAUCACGAUCGUGAUGACAGUGUCUCAUCUCGUCUUGAGCCUCACAUCGAUCGGUUUACUUUCCGAGGGGAACCCGUGGGGCUCAUAUUUUGAGCUGUUUCGCUGCUCUGUCACAUUUCUUAUCUUACCGACGCCAAAUUCUCAAAAGGAUUACUGGCUCAAGGGAGUGGUCAACCUCUACUUUAUCCCAUCCGCUGUCCUCUGGAUCGUCUACGUCCUCUAUCAAGGCAUCGUGGGGGCGAAGAAGCCGGAAGGGAUUAUGGAGACCGACAACUGUGAUGAGUGCUCCAGACAGGAGGAUGAAGCUCAUCGGGAGAUUUUGUACGGCGACGACGAUGGUGAUCACAGGACGCCAAAGAUAUUUAAUUGGAAGACGGGAAAGAUCACAAAUAAUAGGUCACAGUUUGGGAGGAGUAGGAGGGGAAGUGGGGAAGAAAAUCAUCCGUAUUUAGUGGAGAGUAAAAGUUUUGUUGAUCAGAGAAAUUUGAAUUAAAGGAAACGAGACGGUAUUAUUUUUGUAUCGUUGCAUAAUAUAAAAUGUAUGUACGUCUUUAUUAUUUCUUCAGCAUUUUCAUUCCUACUAACUUCUAAAAUUACGCUAGAGAUUGCCUACAUAUAGCAAAAAGUUAGUAUCAUGUAAUGUAAUACCAAAUCGAAUUGCCUGUUACAAAUACUAAACUAUUCUAGAGUAUUUAUGUACUAGUCUAUGUAGAAGAAUGUAUUUUAUGAUUGCAUCGUUGUUUUACUGACUUGGUUUAGUGUUAAGUAUCAAAUAAUUAAUUGUAAUAGUUCCUUUAAUCUAGCCGUAAGAGAACCGUAUCCAAAUAAAUAAAAAACGUGUGUACAACCCAAUAUUCAAUCUCAA
Molecule: messenger RNA, 2792 nt
Organism: Folsomia candida
Lineage: Eukaryota; Metazoa; Arthropoda; Collembola; Entomobryomorpha; Isotomidae
Product: alkylglycerol monooxygenase
Exons: 9
Coding region: 852-2420 (522 amino acids)
Biological process (GO): lipid biosynthetic process
Cellular component (GO): endoplasmic reticulum
Molecular function (GO): oxidoreductase activity; iron ion binding
Source: RefSeq, a predicted model, not a curated record